CAAUCCAAAAUUUCUUGUGCGAUAGAAAUUCAAAUUGUUCUUGGGUAAUUAGAUUCUAGUUUUAGCAUGAAGAAUUCGAUAGCCUUUGGAGUGAUUACAGGUGUCCUUUUACUGUCUACUACUGUUUCGACACAGUCACAGACAUACAGGGCUGCCAUAACAUUAUUCAAACCCAAUGAUACUUCACAAAAUACACCUGAUGAAGAUGUAUCAGAGAAUAGUGCAAAUUAUGUGAAAUAUAUUCAACAAAUCAAAGAUAAGGCUGAUAUAAUUAUAUUCCCAGAAUAUGGACUCACCAAAAUUGAUGUUAUGUUGAAGCAAAUAUAUCAUCUAGACUCAUUCAGUACAGAGGUCAAAGAUGUUGGUUAUCAAUAUAAAAAUUGUACAGUAAAUGACAACCUGGCAAAAAUAGCUUGUGCUGCAAAAGAAAAUAAUGUUUAUGUGUUAUUUAAUUUGGUAGAGAAACAAAACAACAUGUCUUACUUUGUGACUAAUGUUGCCAUAGACUCUAAUGGAACAAUCUGUUUGAAAUGUAGGAAACACCAUUUGAAUAAUGGAACUAGCUUCUCACAGGGAGAGAAUCAAAAAUCUUGUUCAUUCACAGCAAAAUUCAAAAAUGUAUCAACUGAUUUUGCUGUGAUGUAUGAGACUGAUAUGUUAUAUGCAAUUCCUGAUUUUCUCAAGAAGGAUAACAUCAUUAUGACUUCUGCAAUUAAGAAUAGUUUGCCAUUUGAAUAUGGACCAAGUUUACAUGCUGGUUUUGCUAUAAACAACAAUGUGAAUCUUUUGGUGUCUGAAUAUUCUGAUACCAAAGAAGCAACAAAUGGUUAUGGUGGAUCAGGAAUUUACUUGAGUAAUGGAACAAGCUUGCUGGCCUUAGAUUCUAAAGCAGACAACAAUUUUCUGAUCAAAGAAAUACCUUUGACAUCUGACAGUAGUUCAAAAAAGAGUGUUAGAGUUCAGAUACAGGGUAACAUUCCAAGUUGGAAUUUAGCAUUUCUUAAAGCUUCUCAUAUUCCAAAUGCUAACAAAACUGUGCAACAAUGCUUGCAGGACCAGAACUUCUGUUGCAAAUUUACGGCUGAUAUUUCACAAGACAAUAUUGAGCCCUACAGGUGGGUUGUCCUGCAGAACAAAUCAACCAUACUGGACCAGCGAGUGGACAUUUUCAUCUGUGCCCUUGUCAAACCAGCGGCGACCUCCAAAACUUUAUCCUUCAAAAGCGUUGAUAUAACUUCCACUGUCAAACAUCGUCCUACUAUUCAAACACUACCGAUAGGGGUCACCUCCACCUUCUCUCUGCCAAAUUUUGAAUACACCAGCGACCGAACCAAUGAAAAAUCUCUGACGUUAUUGAAAGAAGACGAAAUAUUGUCUUUUGGUAUUGUAAGAAUCUUGGGGCCGAGUUCUAGUAAUUCUAGCAUGACGGGGAUAAUUAUCGGUGUCGUACUGGGUGUUUUAGUGGUAUUGGCGCUGGCUGCAGUGGGUUAUUGGUGGUACAAAAGAAAUGGGGGAUACAUGCGUCCAGGAAAGUAGACCUAAAACGUCCGUGACAACCUUUUCAACUAGCGAACGCAAAAUGCGCUGUAUAUGUUGCUUGUCACUUGAUCAUUCAAUGUUUUAUUAGAAUGCGUGAUCAGAACCUUGCAUCUUUGACAUUUCGCUCUUUUUUGGAGAUUGUUGGAGUACAUAUGAGACAUGACGCGUUUUCGGCGUUUCAGUUUACUCAUUUGCGCUCGAAAUUUGUUAGAUUGUGUAUAUUCUAGUCUGUGGUUUUCUGAUAACCCCACAAAAUGGAUGGGUAUUUUUCACUCGUUUGUUUCAAGUUAGUUUAACCAUUGUCGUUCUAGAUGACAACCUAGUUGGGUAGUUAGUAGG
Messenger RNA from Phaedon cochleariae (mustard beetle), 1878 nucleotides. The record is from the annotation of a GenBank genome assembly. NCBI's taxonomy places the organism in Eukaryota, Metazoa, Arthropoda, Insecta, Coleoptera, Chrysomelidae.